Symbiodinium sp. CCMP2592 is the source of this 537-nucleotide messenger RNA. Lineage: Eukaryota; Dinophyceae; Suessiales; Symbiodiniaceae. The record is from the annotation of a GenBank genome assembly.
AUGGAACGUUUUGGCGACAUGGCGCAGUUUGUCCAGGCAUCCGUGCUCCAAAGCAGCGACGGGGCGAGAAGCUUGAGGGCUCAUGUCUUCGAAGAACUGGCCAUUGCCGACACAGUGCUUCAGGCUGGAUUCCUUCGAUGGUUUCAGGAUCAUGAACGUGUCGCCGACGUCGUUUUGCCAGUGCCAGCCGAAGCCGGUGCAGGCUUUCUUCGGCCGCCCUCCGAGCCCAUCCUUCCUGCCUCGCAGAUCGACCUUCCGAAGGAGAGAUUGUGGGAACGACCUUCAGAUCUUCGAGAGAUGCUGUUUGAAGACUGGCUCGUGUGGAUUGACGCUUCUGGCGAAUUGCUGUGCUACUUGCCAACUGUGCAGGAAAGCUAUGACACUGUUGCACAGAUCGCACAGACCUACACUUCCGUGGACAAAGCUACCAAGCAAAAGGUCUUGGAUCCGUUGCUUUUCGAGGACCUUGCCAUCUCCGAAGCUCAUAGGCCCCUCUUCAAGCAGUGGUUUGUGGAAGUCUGCGGAGUGAUGAUCUGA